AUGUGGGUAAAACCUCAAGAAAUAUUUUUGAAAACUCCUCUGUGGGACAACGAUGAAAGCUCAUUGUAUUUUGUUCUUCAAAGAAGAAAGGGGCAUGGUAAAUCAAAGGGUUUUUCGUCACUUCUUGUGGGUACAUUAGAUAGUGUACGUGACACAAAACCAGCUCCGUAUAGAAUUUUACAUCAAACGCCAAAUUCUGAAAUUUACUAUGUAAUCGCUACAGCUUUGACUGAACAAGAAAUUCAACAAGAUUGGCAAUGGCUUUUUGAUAAUGUUUCUCCAACUUUGCAUUCCUUUGACACAGAGGAGGAAGUUACAGAAUUCGUUUGCUGCAAAAUUAAUUCAAUUAUUGCCACAGAACAAGAAAAUUUUACUGAAGAUGAAGAUACUAUUAUGUAUAAAAAUGCAGAUUAUGAAUUUCACCAAAGAUUUUCUAUGCCAAAGGAUGAAAAGUUGGUGUGGUAUUAUUCUUGCAGUUACUGGAAAGGCAAAAUGCCUCGACAGGGGUGGAUGUACCUGUCUGUUCACUAUAUGUGUUUUUAUUCAUACAUUUUUGGACGGAAAACUGCAUUAAAAAUUCGUUGGGCUGAAGUCACAGAACUUGCUAAGACAAAUGGCAUAUUAUUCCCAGAUUCUAUCAAAAUAGUGACUAGGGACAGUGAACACUACUUUACAAUGUUUUUGAAGAAGAAUGAGACUUUUGCUCUUAUGCAGCAACUAGCCAAUAUUGCAAUGAAACAGUUAAUCGACGACAAAUCGGGUACGUUCAACAUCGAUAAGGAUUUACUAACAAAACUAAGCAAAAACGUACCAAAGAAGCCAUCUUUUCUCAAGAGAGACUUGGAUGCAAGGAAACAGUCUAAUUUAUAUACGUUAAGAUUUCGUUUGCCGCAUACUGAAAAACUCGAUGGAUCAGAAGAGUGCACUCUCUGGACCCCAUAUAAUAAAAAGCACAAUUGGGGAAGGUUGUACUUAUCACAGAACUUCAUCUGUUUUGAUAGUCGGGUGCCUCAUUUAGUCCGAUUAACAAUCCCUCUUCGUAACGUGCAUCAAGUAGAACGGGCAGACUCGGGCGGCACAGGUAGUUCAGCGGACUCGGGAAGUAUUCUAAUAACAACAUCCCAUCACGCUAGCUUCCUAUUCGGGAACAUUUCCGACAGAAACUUCCUAGUUCAGAAGAUAUCGGAACUCCUUGCUAAACUGCCUAAUGAUGUGUACAGGGAAAAACCUACGAAAGCUCUUAAUCGAGCUGAAGAAGCGGAUUGGACUCCUCAGCCACCUCUAAUGAUUUUAUUCCGAACACACCAAACUUCGACUAUCAAACAAAUACAACAGAAAAAGGAAAAACAAUGGGAAGAUCACAUGGCAGAAGUAGGGCGUGGAGUCAGUAUGUACAGAACGACAGAAGGCAGUGAACUGGUAGUGAAUGGUAUACCGGAAUCCCUUAGAGGAGAGCUAUGGAGUGUGUUCUCAGGGUCCAUAUUACAGAAAGUACAAAAUAAAGGCUCAUAUGAACGAUGGGUUAAUGAGGCCUUGUCUUCCAAAAAUACCGCCAAUGAUGAGAUUGAAAGGGACUUGCACAGAUCUCUCCCUGAACACCCGGCGUUUCAAAAUGAUAUUGGUAUAUCAGCCCUACGCCGAGUGCUAUGCGCAUACGCACUAAAGAACCCCACAAUAGGGUACUGCCAGGCGAUGAAUAUAGUGGCGUCCGUCCUCCUCAUAUACUGCCCCGAGGAACAAGCUUUUUGGUUGUUGGCAACCAUUUGCGAGACUUUGUUACCUGAUUAUUAUAAUACGAGAGUUGUUGGCGCUUUGGUGGAUCAAGGUGUGCUAGACGAGUUAACGAAAGCCCACUUACCGGAGCUUCACGCCAAACUGGACGAGCUGGGCAUGAUGAGGAUGAUCUCCCUUUCCUGGUUUCUCACUCUCUUCAUCAGUGUAAUGCCGUACGAAUGCGCCGUCAACGUGAUGGACUGCUUCUUCUAUGAUGGCGCUAAAGUUAUAUUUCAGGUGACAUUAACAAUUCUGGAUAUAAAUCGAGAGAAACUCUUAAAAUGCGUUGAAGAUGGUCAAGCAAUGCAGGUUCUGAGUGAUUAUCUUGAAGGGAUUUAUAAUGAUGAAGCCAUGGCGCUGUCCACUGAACCAAGGACAGCAGAGAAGACAAUCAAGAUCCAAGAGCUAGUGUACCAAUCGUACCGGUCGUACGGCGCGGCCGUGAGCGGCGAGUGCAUCGAGCACCUGCGCCUCAAGCACCGCCUGCGCGUGGUGCGCCAGCUCGAGGACAGCCUCGAGAAGAACACGCUGCGCGCGCUGCUGCAGGACGACCUGCUGGACGUGCACGAGCUGCAGGAGCUGUUAAGCGUGGUUCGGGAAGAGCUGUUCUGGGCCAAGCGCGUGCCCUGCGAGCGGCUCGAGGCGCCCUACGAGGCCUACCGCCUCGACUACGGACAGUUCAAGGCGCUGUUCUGCGCUCUGUCUCCGUGGGGCAAGGGCGAUUAUGCUGAAGUUAUCACUGCUAGGAUAUUUAAGCUGAUGGCGCAGGACGGCGCGACGCAGACGAGCGUGCGCGGGCUGGCGGCGGCCGUGGGGCUGUCUGCUCGCGCCGACGCGCCGCGCCGCCUGCGCGCGCUGUACUGCGCGCACGCGCCGCCGCUGCUGGACCGCCUCGACCUGCGCGCGCACUACACCGACACCGGCGAGGAGCUCGCCGCCGACGCUAUCUCCUUCUUUGACUGCACAGAGACCCCGUCCACCCCCGAACCCGUCUUGCAACGCUCUUUUAGCGACGCAGGAGAAACUACAAUGGACAAAUCCACCGACAGUACAUAUAGUCAAUGCGAACAUAAUAUUGUUUUUGUGUCUUUUUCCACGUGCAGAGUCGCAGUACAGCGGGUGCAGCGUGCGCGCGUGCGCGCUGGCGGGCGCGGGCGCGGGGGCGGGGCGGGCGCGCCGCCGCUGCCGCGCGCGCACUUCAUGAAGCUGCUGGCGGCGCUGCAUCACCUCACGCAGCACUCCGCGCCGCUGUACGAGGCCGUCGUGCGCGCCGGCACUCUUCUUUUGCAACUGGGUGAAUACAACCACCGUCCCGCGCUGGACCGCGAGGUGUCGCAGGACAGCUUGUAUUUGGCGGCGGCCGCGCAACCUACUAUUGAGGUGGAUCCCAACGGCAACCCGAGCAUCGAACCCGAAAAAUUGCAAUCGCCGACCAAAGAGUUUGAGCCUUCUGACGAGCCGUCCUGGUCCAUAACACUCGAACAAUUCUUAGCAACAAUGCUAGCGGAGCCCCUUUUGGAAGAAUUCUUCAACAAGAAAACGCCCCUUAUGCAGGAUCUAGAAGCCCUAAGACAGAGGAACAGGUUGCACUCCGUCUCA
Messenger RNA from Brenthis ino (lesser marbled fritillary), 3372 nucleotides. The record is from the annotation of a GenBank genome assembly. NCBI's taxonomy places the organism in Eukaryota, Metazoa, Arthropoda, Insecta, Lepidoptera, Nymphalidae.